This is a messenger RNA of Acinonyx jubatus (cheetah), 6356 nucleotides long. Its product is annotated as zinc finger protein 501. Gene Ontology annotation, molecular function: RNA polymerase II cis-regulatory region sequence-specific DNA binding; DNA-binding transcription factor activity, RNA polymerase II-specific. The coding region runs from base 717 to 2345 and encodes 542 amino acids. Gene Ontology annotation, biological process: regulation of cytokine production; regulation of immune system process; negative regulation of transcription by RNA polymerase II. The record is from RefSeq and is a predicted model, not a curated record. The transcript has 3 exons. Lineage: Eukaryota; Metazoa; Chordata; Mammalia; Carnivora; Felidae.
GGGCGGGGCCUUCGGGAGGGGAAAGGAGCGGCUCCGGGCGCCCUCGGCUGGGGCGGCGGGUCGAGGCUUCUGUAGAAAGCCUGUCCCGACCCCCAUCUCCCCCCAGGUUGCUGCCUGCGCGUGCGGCCCGGAACUCCCAGCGGCCUCGGCACCGGGCCCUGCACGGAGCAGAAGUCUAAGAACAUGGUGGAGGGAAUGAACGAAUGAGUGAUGACUGAGUGAUGGGUAGAUAGGUGAUCAAGAGCUAGGAGCCGUGUUCGGAAACGAAGUCCCGGGGCUCAGAGUUCUCCGGCUGAGUACCAGCUACUCCCACCCCCCCCGCCAUGAAUCCUGCAGCUCAGAAACAUUUUUAGGGACCGUCGUAAUAGGAAAAGGCGGUAGUGUAAAGCGCACCAGGUGGCUAGUCUCGAGUCUCUGAGUCAUAAUUUUUGAGGCUACAGAGGCUGUUUCUUGAUCUAUAAAGUUGGACUUUCCAGUAGUCAGUUGACAGCAUGUAUGCGAUAGCACAUAUGGAAACGUCAGUGUCUGGCUACAAAAUUUUACUCUCCGUUACUUGCCGAACAUGAUCCAGAACUCAGGGGCGGGGCUACAGAAUGAGUGACGUUGGAGCCUGCCGACUGCGAAGAUGCAGCCAGUCUAGCGCUGGAAGAUAGAGAUGGCUCCCAGUUUUCCAACUCUGAAGUGUUUUCCUAUCAAAGCAAAGAGAAGAUUUGUGGAUGUUGAAUAUGCAAGGAGCUGAAGAGCAAGAGCUCGGAAGAGAGGUUUGUCCAGAUUUGAUGAGCAAGUCUGUUCCAGAGCAGGAUGUCUCUGAAAUUGAUUCACCAGGGAUAGUAGCAAAGAGAUUACAAGACGAUGCAUACCAGGAUUCUACAUUUGGAGAAAAAUAUGCAUGUGAGAGCAUGAAGGAAAACCCUUCUGGAGAGGUUCCUGGAUCAUGUCUUUUCAAAGAAGGAGGUUUUGGGGGAAUAACUUUUAUCCACAAGGAAGCAUCUCCUGAAAUGAUUAGCCAAGAAUAUAAUUUUGAGAGAAGCUUACUUUUGACUUCAAGCUUUGUUACACAUCUCAGGGUUUCUACACAAGAGAGCCUACAUCAGUGGGAGACAAGUAGCAUACACACCAAUGAGAUUUCAGACCAGAGUAAAUGUCCAACCCUCUCUACACAGAAAAAGCCUUGGGAAUGUAAUGAAUGUGGAAAAACUUUUACUCAGAGCUCAUCCCUUACCCAGCAUCAGAGGACUCAUACUGGAGAGAGGCCCUAUGCAUGUGAGGAAUGUGGGAAAGCCUUUAGUCGUAGCUCCUUCCUUGUUCAACAUCAAAGAAUUCACACUGGAGUAAAACCAUAUGGAUGUGAGCAGUGUGGGAAAACAUUUCGGUGUCGGUCGUUUCUUACUCAGCAUCAGAGAAUCCAUACUGGAGAGAAACCUUAUAAAUGUAAUGAAUGUGGGAAUUCCUUCCGCAAUCAUUCACAUCUCACUGAACAUCAGCGAAUUCACACUGGAGAGAAACCUUACAAAUGUAAUCGAUGUGGGAAGGCAUUCAAUCAGAACACACACCUCAUUCAUCAUCAGAGGAUUCACACUGGUGAGAAACCUUAUUUAUGCAAUGAAUGUGGCUCUUCUUUUCGUAAACACUCAAAUCUUACACAACACCAGAGAAUUCACACUGGGGAAAAACCCCAUAAAUGCGAUGAAUGUGGGAAAACUUUUCAAACAAAGGCAAACCUCUCUCAGCAUCAGAGAAUUCAUACUGGAGAGAAACCCUAUAAAUGUAAGGAAUGUGGCAAAGCCUUUUGUCAGAGCCCAUCCCUUAUUAAACACCAGCGAAUUCAUACUGGAGAAAAACCUUAUAAGUGUAAGGAAUGUGGCAAAGCAUUUACUCAGAGCACCCCACUCACUAAACAUCAGAGAAUUCAUACAGGGGAGAGACCCUACAAAUGCAGUGAAUGUGGUAAAGCCUUCAUUCAGAGCAUUUGCCUCAUUCGGCAUCAGAGAAGUCACACUGGAGAAAAACCCUAUAAGUGCAAUGAAUGUGGGAAGGGCUUUAAUCAGAAUACCUGCCUCACUCAGCAUAUGAGAAUUCAUACUGGAGAGAAGCCCUAUAAAUGUAAAGAAUGUGGGAAAGCCUUUGCUCAUAGCUCAUCUCUUACUGAACAUCACAGAACACACACUGGUGAGAAGCUCUAUAAAUGUAGCGAGUGCGAGAAAACUUUCCGCAAGUAUGCACACCUUAGUGAACAUUACAGAAUUCACACUGGUGAGAAGCCUUAUGAAUGCAUUGAAUGUGGAAAAUUCUUCAGACAUAGUUCAGUCCUUUUCAGACAUCAGAAACUUCACAAUGGUGAAUAACCCUGGCAUUCAGGUUAUGACAGCUUCUCUAGAAAUAGUGACUAGGAAUCUGGCUGGGGCCAGGGCGGGCAGGUACAUUUCCUGGAGGGAGCACCGACUGUUACACUCAGAAGAGUAUUUCCAGUUACGGAGGCGGGAGCUUGGAGAAUGCAGAGCCUACAGCUGGGCAUCUGGGAAUUCAGGGUAGAAAGGAAGUUCCCUGCUUUUCAGAUGAACCUUUGCUGCUUGCCACUUCUCCUUGUGACUUUCAUACCUUGAGGUGCCAUUGUUAAGUUAGCACUUGUGUUUCCCCUACUGCACCCCUGCCCCACCUUCCCGGCUUGUGACCUGUGUUCUCUGGCCAGUAGGCUGAGGUGCUUUCCCAAACAUUCAGUGUGAAAGUGGCAAGAGUUCUGAGGUAGUGCUAAGUAGCCUCCAGGUAUCUGAGGCUGCUUUCAACAUGCGAUCUGUAGACGGGGUCUCAUGAAGGAGAGGCGGAAAUAAGGGAAAACAAAGAACCCUUAUUCAUUCAUUCAACAAAUAAGGGCGUAUGUGGCAAGCACUGGGCUUAUGUCUACAGAUAUGUUAGUGAAGGAGGCUUUUCUUGGGGUGAGGGAGAUCGUUCCUGAUCCUUUCAAGAUGGAAGGCAAUUUGGGGCUAAAGUGGAAGUAGGAGGUCAAGAGAAACUUCUCUUGAGUGAUGCCAGUUUGGAAAGGGAGUCAGAUCUGCUCAGAGGGCCAGGAAGAGGAAGGUCCAAACUUUGUCCCAGAGGAACACUGACUUACCCAGGAGGGACAUAGUAUGUGCUAGGCUGCUGGUGCUGAGGGACAACGUCCAAACAACUGUUCAUGGGUGUUUAGGGAGGGGAAACCAUUGGUGCUAAAGACAGCCUUUUAGGUUGGCUGCAUUCAGGGCUGCCCGGACCAGUCCUUAAGAGAAUGUUGGUCAUUGUAGCAGGGAGGGCUAGGUUUCAUUUAAUUAUGCCAUUGGUAGCUAUAAACAGAUUAGUUAGGUUUCAGAUGUUUCCAUUUUUAUUGGCACUAUCUUAUUCUUGGAUAUUUUACCCUUCCCUGCAGGUUAGGUGUAAUUAGGGAAACACUGUCAUGGGAUACAUUUGGAAAGUAUUCUAGAGAGAAUUACCUCUUUUUCAAAUCCUUGAAUGUUGAGACAGCACAGUUAGCCACUGACUAUGAUGGUAUUUUAUUCUUUUAAGAGAGAAGGCAUGUUUUUUUUCCCUUUAUUUCCUUACUCCCUUUCAUGUUCUUCACUGCUACCCAGAGCUUGAGCUCUGAGAGAUGAGGUGAGGAUAGCCGUUGUCUGGUAUUUGGAAGAGUUUCUAUGCUCUGAAGUUUAUACAGUUUUAAAAUAAUGACUUAAAAACAAAGUCAGUUGAUUCUGGAAUGGUUGGUUACUUAGAACUCAGUAUUAAUUUUUUUCCAGAGCAACUGUCUUGUAAGUAGUGGUUUGAGCUAUUAAUUACCAUGAAUAGGAACGUGGCAGAAAUAUCACUCUUCCUCUCUAGCUGUGAAGAGUAUGUUUUCAAAACCUGCCACAGGGCAACUAAUAAUUGAGUAAAUCAAUGCUUUAUGGACAAAAAUAACCCUGUUAAAACUUCAUGUUCAUGAAAAAUUACAUUAUUGAAAGGAAAUAUUGAUGUAUUUGUACUAAGUGAAAAUAACGCUAAAGAAUUCAUUGCUGGCACAUAGUAAAUGUGUAAUAAAUAUUUGUUGAAUUAAUAUAUUUUAAUCAAACUUUGCCCACCAGAAACUUUAGCAACUUCCUGGGUUAUGUAGGUGUUUAGAAUAUUUAUACACUACUAUCUUUAGAGUCUUGAGAUUAGAGAGAAUUGGGAGAGUUUUCUUAAGGAAGAAAUGGGAAAUCUAAGGAUGAGACAUCUCCCAACUUUUUGUUCGAAAGGUUUUUAAAAAGAGAAUAGACACAACUCUUUUUUAAAAUGGUACCAUUUUUUGGUACCAUUUUCACUUCCUGGGAAAACAGGAAGGAAAGGAACUUGUCAUCUUUCCGCUCUCCUUAUCCCAUAUUCUCACACUUGCAAAUAUUUGCUCCUGGCAAAAUUCUCUCAUUCGCUGGCCAACCAUGUGCCUACUUACUCUAGCUUGGCCCCAAAUCCUGGAAAUGCCCCCUCUGUCAAUCUUGUACUCAGUCUUCGUAUCCAAGCAGCCACUGUAUCCUGCUUACAUCUCCUAAAUCUCAAAGCCAUUUCCAUUGCUACUGCUUUAGUCCACUCCCCAGUUUAUUUCCUAGACCAUUUUCCUAUUUUCCCAGUCAGUCUUCCAGUUACCCCACUAGGCCGUCUUUCACAUUUCUUCUUGAUGGUCUUUGAAAGACACAACUAGCAGUGCUGCUGUUACCUCAGAAUAUUCUAGCCCCUUAAAAGGCACAUAAGGCUCCUAUGUUGGCCCAUGCCUACAUCAUCAUCCUCAGGUGCCAUUCCCUGCAUUGCAUGCUGUUCCAUUGUGCAAAUUCCGUGAUUCCCCAUCACUGCUGGACUCAGCUUUGGCACCUUUUGCACAUCCUGUUUUUAUUGCCUCAAUAUCCUUCCUUCUGCUUGCCUGGGAAGCUCCCCUUUGUCACUUGUGAACGUGCUCAUGCAACAUCUCCUUUGAAGCUGUGUCUGGCCUCGCAUAUUUUUUAUUUUUGUAUUUUAUAUCUUCAUUUUGUUUAUCAUGUUGCAUUGUAAUGGCUUGUUUACAGAUCUUUUCCCACUGAACUAUCAGCUCCGUCAAAGCUGGGACCAUGUGAUAUUUAUUCAGGUUUGUAUCCACAGUCCCUGGAAUUUAGAGUGUGUUCAGUAAAUAUUUGCUGAGCUACACUAAAACGUUGAGUCACACAUUUCUCCAUGCCUCCCUGCCAGGCUAUAACUUAGGUCCACAGUCACCAGCAGAAAGGAGGUGUGGUAAGUAUAGGACCGUGUCCAUGAAGUAUUUGCCAGGCGCGAGAACUCCAAACCUUUCCCCAAGAUACAGAUGGUGUGGUUGUAUUAAGCAGAGGGUCUCUUAAGAGAAAGUAACCUUUUGUAGCAAAACCCCCCAAAACUCCACUUGUUAUAAAUUAGCCAUUUAAAUGUCCCAUCACAAUUUAACCGAGUAUUUUCAGACGUCACAUUGAUGUCAGGGUCAACCGGAAGAGGCAAAUGCAGCUGUAGAAGCACAACCACUUCAGCUGGAAUAUCCCUGAAAUAAGCAGGAGCUGAAUAGUGAUGCUGGCCUGGCAGGAGAGCGAUUGAGCUUAGUAGCAGUCCCAACCAUGGAAGCGCUUCCUGAGCUCAUGGCUUUCCUUGGCUCAGGAUGAUAAAGAGCUGGAAUAUGUUGCUUAUUCUCAGUGUGCUGAAAUGUAGUAUGUGAUUUCAGAAGGACAUGGCAUGAGGCCACAUCAGAUCCUCAAAACUAAUAGAGACAACAGGUGGUUGGACUUGCCCAAGGUCACACCGCUAGAAAGUGUCAUGUGAAAUUUAAAUUCCUGUAUCUUUUCUUGCUUUUCCUUCAGAUUUCUCUUUAUUGGUCAUACUUCUGUUCCAUGAUGCCCCUUUAGUUGUUUAUUAUAGAGUUGACCACUUAGGGCUCCACUCUUGCCCUGCUUGUGAGGAUGGGAGGAGCUUGUUUUAAGAUUAUAUUUAUUUUGAAAGUUUAUUAUUUUUUUAUUUUGAAAGAUGGCACAAGUGGGGGAGGGGCAGCAAAGGAGAGGGACACAGAAAGGAUCCCAAGCCGACUCUGCACUGCCAGCACACAGUCUAACGUAGGGCUUGAACCCACAAACCGUGAGAUCAUGACCUGAGCUGAAGUCGGAUGCUCCACUGACUGAGCCACCUAGGUGUCCCUUAAGAUUUUAUUUUUUAAGUAAUCUCUGUACCCAAGAUGGGGCUUGAACUCACAAUCGCAAGAUCAAGAGUCACAUGCCCUACUGACUGAGACAGCUGGGUGCCCCUGAGAGCUCCUUUUAGAUGAAAAAGCUUUUUUGCCCUCAGACCUUCCUGUGUGUGAGUGUGAGAAAUAAAAUGGUUUUGCAUUUUGA